AUGGCAGCAGCUUCCGUCGGCGCCACGUUAUCGCGAGCGCUGGCAACCGACCGCGACCCCUUCCCCGAAUCCUCAUCCGUGGCGCCGUCCUGGUCGUCAUCGCGCGCCGCCGAGGCAGAGGCGAGCCCGGUGUCAACUGAUGGCGGCGCCGAGGAGGACGUGCACGACCUGGAGUCCCCGUGGGUCGCGGCGGCCGAGGCGGAAUCGAGGCUGGAGGAGGCCGCAAUGGCGGCAGCUGCAGCAGCACUCCAUCUUCGCGGCGGGAACGAGGCAGAUGCGGAUGAAAUACGAGACAACCAGCAGCGACAGGACGACGAGCUGAUGGCACUGGAAGCAAUAUAUGGGGAUGAUCUUGCUGUACUAGAAAACAAAGGAGGGCUCCGCUACUUCCAGAUAUACAUACAUUACGAAUUGCAUGAUGGUGUUGAGGUGUGCGCUAAGAUAUCCUUGGCAAAUCGAAAUCGAGAACCAGAAGGAUGUCCUAAUGAUGACACAGAAGAUGAAUUCUGUUACAACUGCAACUUUAACUACCUCCCUCCGUUGAUAUUGACAUGCUUACUUCCAAAAUCUUAUCCUAGCAAAGACCUCCCAUAUUUCACUGUCACCGCUAAACUUGAUCAAAUAGGCUCAAACUUCAUCAAGCUUCCAUGCCAGCACUUGUUCUGUGUGAAGUGCAUGGAGACCUUAUGCAAGAUGCAUGUGAAGGAAGGCAGUUUGUUUCAGUUAGUCUGCCCUGACACAAAGUGCAAUACUUCCAUUCCACACAAUUUGUUAAAGAGGCUUCUCAGCGUAGAAGAAUUUGAACGUUGGGAUAGGCUUGCUCUUGAGAAAGCAUUGAAGUGUAUGGCAGACGUGGUUUACUGCCCAAAGUGUGAGGUCGGUUGCUUGCAAGAUGACGAUAACAAUGCACAAUGUCCCAAAUGUUCAUUCACCUUUGGCCUUUGCAAGGAACUUUGGCAUCCAGGGAAGCAAUGUCUAACUACAGAACAAAGGCUCCAGCGCCAGAAGGCGUCAGGCAAGUUGACCCAAACGGAGAUGGCACAGGAAAUUCUGAACAUCAGAGAACUGUACAAAGAUGUUCGGUUAUGUCCCACUUGUCGAGUGGCCAUCAACAGAAUCUCAGGCUGCAACAAAAUGAUGUGCACUAGCUGUGGUCAGUUAUUUUGCUUCCGUUGCUGCAAGGCAAUUAGCGGCUACAGCCACUUCAAGAACUGUGGGCUCUUCGAGGCUAGAGAUACCACAGAGUGGGACACCCAAAUGACCCAAAUGCAGAAUGGAAUCCAGGAGCGAGCUCAAAACCAACCAUUGGGCGGCAGCAUAAGGUGCCCUAGAUGCCGUGAAAAAACUUUCAAGGAUGAUGACAAAUAUGUCUUCUGUUGGGCGUGCCGAACAAGCUACUGCACACUGUGCAAACGGGCUGUGGAAGGUAAGAUACUGAAGAGGGGGCACUGGGGAUCGCCGGAAUGCGUGGGGCUUGAAAAUAUGUAGUAGCACCGGCUCCCAUAUUUACAAUUUUUUUGCAGCUUAUGAGUUAUGACUUUUCUAAGUUAUCAUCAUUAUGUUUAUUAGUCAGUUAGUGACUAUACACCAUCGAGUCU
Lolium rigidum is the source of this 1598-nucleotide messenger RNA. Its product is annotated as E3 ubiquitin-protein ligase arih1-like. Gene Ontology annotation, biological process: positive regulation of proteasomal ubiquitin-dependent protein catabolic process; ubiquitin-dependent protein catabolic process; protein polyubiquitination. The record is from RefSeq and is a predicted model, not a curated record. NCBI's taxonomy places the organism in Eukaryota, Viridiplantae, Streptophyta, Magnoliopsida, Poales, Poaceae. Gene Ontology annotation, molecular function: ubiquitin conjugating enzyme binding; ubiquitin protein ligase activity; zinc ion binding. Gene Ontology annotation, cellular component: cytoplasm; ubiquitin ligase complex.